AUGGUAAUGAAGGGUGCUAUUAGUGACCCGUUAUUCAGGGUGAAUAUCCCAAAAUUCUAUAUUAGGGAGGUGGAUAAUUCGAUUGAAAUGACUAAUGAGCCAGCGAACUGUGGAAAUAGAGAAAGAAGUAACAGAUGCGAAACCUCUCUUUUUCGUAUUUUGAAUAUCGUGUUCAUAGGAUUGCUCUUCCUGGAGGUGGAGACUACCGUUUCUACGAGGUACGGAGAAACCCAUGGAGAAGCAACGAAAUGGACAAACAGAGAAGGAAGACGAUUAGCUUGCCAGAGUUCAUCUAAAGCAAGCCAUGAAGUAGAAGGACCCAUGAUGACAGAAGAAAAUGCAAACAUCUUCGAUUCUACACUAAGGACACAUAACAAUCUGAACGAUAAUUCAAGUCAAGAUAUAUAUGGAUUGUCUCAACUCCUGUGUAAGUAUAACAAGUGCUUUAUUAGAAGCUGGAAGAAAGAAGGAAAAAGUGUAGACUUCGCCGACGAAGGUGGUAGUAGUGCUGAUAUCCCGUCUAUAUGUUGGGAGGAUGAAACGUCAUUAUCAUCAUCAUCAAAAUCUUUGGAAGGUGCGUACGAGGAAAUUGAACGGAGACGAAAUAGAUUCGUGAAGAAGGGAUACUUUGAACACAUGAAUCAUACACAUGAAUUAUCGGAAACAGAAUUCAUAGAGAAAAUAUCUAACCUAGGUGAUUAUGUAGAUCCUGAGGAAAUGAGCUCCAUAUUUUAUUAUGUACAUACGAAUGAAAGGAAAAAAUAUUUCUUAAUGCAAGAAAAUGUUAUUACCCAUUGGGAGAAUCUCUGUUACAAUUAUAACGUAAAAGAAAAUUUUAAAGAAGAACAGAUGAGGAAUUUAUAUGAAGAGACCACGAACUUUUUUCUCUUUAAGGAGAAGCAUUUUCUGAAAAGCUUUAGUACUUUUGUUCGUUUAGGAAGGUACAGCACCAAGAAGUUCACUGAUGGGUUAAUUAGUUACAAGCGUCUCUGGAAGGAAUACAGGAGGAUUGUGAACAAUUUUUGUCAUGCAAAACUGGACGAAGUGUUGAGGGCAUACUGGGAAGAGAACAAGGACAGGACCUUCCAGAUGCGCAUCCAGUACUGA
Molecule: messenger RNA, 1107 nt
Organism: Plasmodium knowlesi strain H
Lineage: Eukaryota; Apicomplexa; Aconoidasida; Haemosporida; Plasmodiidae
Product: Plasmodium exported protein (PHIST), unknown function
Exons: 2
Coding region: 1-1107 (368 amino acids)
Source: RefSeq, a predicted model, not a curated record